Messenger RNA from Chironomus riparius, 1738 nucleotides. The record is from the annotation of a GenBank genome assembly. NCBI's taxonomy places the organism in Eukaryota, Metazoa, Arthropoda, Insecta, Diptera, Chironomidae.
UAAAAGUGAAGUGAAGAGAAAAAAAAUGAAAAUUGUGAUUCUAGUACUUUUAUCACUUGUGCUUGUAGGAGCACAUGUAAUAGAUAAUAAGAAAGUUGACAAAACUAGAGAUGAUAACGGUGAAUGGUGGAGAUCUGGUGUGUUUUAUCAAAUCUACCCGAGAAGUUUUAUGGAUAGUGAUGAUACUAGUGAGGGUGAUUUAAGAGGAAUAAUAAACAAGCUUGAGCAUUUAAAAGAACUCGGUGUAACAGGUGCUUGGCUAAAUCCUAUUUUUAAGAGUCCGAUGAAAGACGGUGGCUAUGAUAUUGCUGAUUUCACGAAAAUUCAUGAACGUUUUGGAACGAAUGAGGAUCUAGAAGAACUUUUUGCAAAAGCAAAGGAAUUAGGAUUAAGAAUACUUCUAGACUUGGUCCCGAAUCAUACAUCUGAUCAGCAUGAAUGGUUCCAAAAAUCUGUGAGACGUGAAACUGGUUUUGAAAAUUUCUACGUUUGGAAAAACUGUACAGUAGAAAAUGGAACAAACAUAAUCACUGAAUAUCCUAAUAACUGGUUUAGAAUUGAUGCCAUAAAUCAUAUGUUUGAGACUGAAGGAUUUCCUGAUGAAGAAUAUAUUGACGAAGAUGGAGAUACUACACACUACGACAACUUAAAUCAUACGCACACCCGAGAUUUAGAUGAGUCUUAUGAGGUUAUAUUCAAGUGGAGAAAACUUUUUGAAGAUUACGCUACUGAGAAUGGAAUUGAAAAGAUAUUCAUGAUGACAGAAGCUUAUGCUGAUAUUGAUAAGCAAAUCAAAUGGUACGGGACUGAAGAACAACCGGGAUCUCAUAUGCCCUUCAACUUUGCUUUGAUAUCUAAUUUGGAUAGAUAUUCAACAGCUCAAGAUUUCCAAGAUGCUGUUCACGCAUGGUAUAGUCGAUUACCAUCAUUUGGUGAAGCUAACUGGGUUUUAGGUAAUCAUGACAGACCAAGAAUUGGAUAUAGAUAUGGAGAAGAUCGUCACGAGAGUUUAGCAAUGAUGACUAUGCUGUUACCGGGUAUCAAUGUUGUAUAUUAUGGCGAAGAAAUAUUGAUGACAGACAAUCGUGACAUAACUUGGGAAGAAACCGAUGAUCCAAAUGCAUGUCAAACAAAUGAAACCGUCUUCCAACUUUAUACAAGAGAUCCUGUAAGAACUCCAUUCCAAUGGGAUAACACAACUCAUGCUGGAUUUUCUAAUGCCGAAAAAACUUGGCUUCCAGUUCACAAAAACUAUUUGGAAGUAAACUUGAAAGCACAAAAAGAGGCUGAAAAAAGUACAUUCAAGUUUUAUAAGCAUCUUUUAAGUUUGAGGAAGCAGGACAUUUUCAGAUAUGGAGAAUUUAGAUCAAUGGCAAUAAACAGCCAAGUCUUUGCAUUUGUCAGGAAAUAUGAAUCAGAAAAUCCUGUUGUGGUCUUUAUUAAUCUUGGUGAUCGUGCCGUCCUAAGUGUCAGAAGUAUUUUGAGAACUGACGAAAUACCACCAAAUGCCAUUGGAAGAAUUUUAGCAGCUGUUCACACUUCCAGUUAUGAUAUUGAUGAUUUCUUAAAUCCGGAUCAAUUUGUGUUGGAUAAACAUGAGGCUAUUGCUAUUCAAAUAGAAGAACAAGUUUUGACAACAACUACACAAACUUUGACGACAACUACUUCAAGUAGUGCAUCAACCCUUGCUUUUUCAUUCUUGCUUACUAUCUCUGCUAUUUUCUUAAUUUUAUUUUAA